AUGGCGCCGCUGGCCCUGGGCCGCGCCGAGGACGAGCCCCGCGGCGAGGCGGAGACGCGGCUGCUGGCGCAGGAUUUCCUCCUGGCGCCCGGAGCCACCGUGGCGCAGCUGCUGCGGCCCCGCGGCCUCGCCGUGCUCGACUUCGUGCGAUUCCGCUGCGGGGAGGAGGCGGGCGGCAAACUGGGCGAGAACAUGGCCCUGCGGCGGGCGGCCUGGCUGGCCGUGCCCCGGGACUGCCACAUCGCCUGGUACGUGCACGGCUCGCCGCCGGACGCGCCCCCCCGGCACCCGACGGCGCCCCCCCCCCCGCCCGCCCUGGGCAAGUACGGGGCGCUGGUGGCCUGCCGGACGGCGGACGGCGCCCCCCCGAGCCCGGCGGCGGCGGCGCUGUGCCGGCAGCUGGCCCAGCACGUGGUGGGGAUGGCGCCGCUGGCCCUGGGCCGCGCCGAGGACGAGCCCCGCGGCGAGGCGGAGACGCGGCUGCUGGCGCAGGAUUUCCUCCUGGCGCCCGGAGCCACCGUGGCGCAGCUGCUGCGGCCCCGCGGCCUCGCCGUGCUCGACUUCGUGCGAUUCCGCUGCGGGGAGGAGGCGGGCGGCGGGCACGAGGCGGGGGGGGCGGCGCGGGGCUGA
Messenger RNA from Oxyura jamaicensis (ruddy duck), 630 nucleotides. It is a transcript of the gene TSFM, whose product is annotated as Ts translation elongation factor, mitochondrial. The transcript has 3 exons. The record is from RefSeq and is a predicted model, not a curated record. Gene Ontology annotation, biological process: mitochondrial translational elongation. The coding region runs from base 1 to 630 and encodes 209 amino acids. Gene Ontology annotation, cellular component: mitochondrial matrix. Lineage: Eukaryota; Metazoa; Chordata; Aves; Anseriformes; Anatidae. Gene Ontology annotation, molecular function: translation elongation factor activity.